Molecule: messenger RNA, 2232 nt
Organism: Astyanax mexicanus (Mexican tetra)
Lineage: Eukaryota; Metazoa; Chordata; Actinopteri; Characiformes; Acestrorhamphidae
Product: interferon-induced protein 44-like
Exons: 9
Coding region: 242-1168 (308 amino acids)
Source: RefSeq, a predicted model, not a curated record
GGGACAAUGAACUAUAAAUAUUUAUUUCCUCUUGGUUUCUCUUUCCUGGUUACAUAAUUUCUUUGUGAAACAAAAGCACAGGAACUUAAGGACAUGACACAGACGUCACAUCUACAGUCAGUAAAAAGGACAAAGGUGUACAGACCUGAAGUUUCAGAUUGUUUAUAAGGCAGAAAGAAUAAAGGUAUUACAAAAGGUUCUUUGAAGGAUACAAUAGAAGAACAUUUUUUGGAAAAGAGACAUGUCUAACUUCCUGGAUCGUUUGAGGAACUUCUUUUUGUCACACCCGCUUACUUCAGAACAUCCACCAGCUCCUGAACCUCUUGAAGAACCAUGGAGACCAGUGGACUGGAGUAAUGAAGAAAGACAACGGAUGUUAGACGAAAUGAGAGAUUUCCAGGUUAGCACUUCAAAGGUCAGCAAUCUCAGGAUUCUGCUGCACGGACCAGUAGGUUCUGGGAAGUCCAGCUUUUUCAACUCAGUUAACACUGUCUUCCAAGGCCGUAACACUUGUGAUGCCCCGGCAAAUUCAACAGCUGGGAACAGCUUCACUUUGCAGUACCAAACCUUCAAGUUGAAGAAAGACAGAGAUGGAGCUUUCUUUCCUUUCGUAUUCAGUGACAUGAAGGGUCUGGAACCAGAUAAUACGAAAACGGUUCAAACUGAAGACAUAGUCAAUAUAUUAAAGGGCCAUGUGCAAGAAGGCUACACAUUUACUUCUGAGAAGGCGAUUAUUGAGGACGACAAAUACUACACCAAAUCUGAAGACGUCAAGCCAGAUGACAAGGUUCACUGUCUUGUCAGUGUUGUACGAGGAGACAUAGCAAAAGAAAACAUUAACUAUGAUCGAGAGGACAUUAAUCAAAUGAUAAAAGUACGGGAAAAGGCACGAGACUUGGGAAUUCCUCAGGUCACCCUCAUGACAAUGGUGGAUAGAGCAUGCCCACUCGUUUCAAAAGACCUGAAAAUGGUCUACAGGAGCAGAAAAAUCAAAGAGAAGAUGGAGGAGUACAGUAAUUUACUUGGAGUUCCAAUGAACUGCAUCUUCCCUGUAAAGAACUACAGCGAGGAAAUCUCCACCAACAUCAACGGGGAUCUUCUCAUUCUCACAGCACUGAAUGAUAUUGUUAAUUUUGCCAAUGAUUAUGUGGAAAGGGAGUAUGAAUAAUCCUCCCUUUCAGUACAUGGGAUGAGUUUGGACAAGAGAACCAUUAUAUUACAUUCUUUCUAAGCUUCUUUAAAAAUAUGUUUGGCCAGGCAGUGAAGAUUUUGCAUUUAGCAAGAGAACUGCAUUCUGUAUUGGUUCUGUAUUAAAUGCUAGACGGAUGCUAGAAUGUCAUCCACAGCAAAAAUAGACUAUACAAAUAUUUUUUUCAGAAUAUAAUCUGUAUACCAUUUUUUUAUUACAAGAACAUGCCCAAAAACAUUAUUUAUAUUAACUCCUGCAUUUACUACUUGCUUAUACACUUUUAAUCAUACGUUGGUCGCUUAGUGUGCAACACUUUAAAUUUAAACUUAACACUUGUAAGAUGUGUAAGAAAUAUGUUUUUUUUGUCUGUAAUGCACAAAAAAUAAGAAUCUAAUAUUCUACUAUAAAACCUAUAUAGCAAAUAAAUCCAAUUAAGAUAUUUAAUAGUUUUUUUAUUUCCAUUGCAUUAAAUGCCUGUGUGUAGUGUUAUUUCAUGAACCAUCCAUAAACAUUAAAAACAUGAUUAAAAUGUGUUGUUAAUCACAUUAAAUUAGUAAAAACUAGGUGUUAAUGGAUGCAGGGUCUGAAAGGGUUAAGUUAUCUUUCCCAGCAUAAUACUACUGGCUCUUUUUUGAUUUACUAUCUUCUUUAGAAAUUCUAAUGAGGUCUAGAUUGAGAGAUUGGAAUAGCUAUCUAUAUACAGUAUAAACAGUAUAUAUUCUCUUAAUGAGUGUGUGCUUAAUGACUGUGUCUGUAAUAUUGGUUUGAAUAUCAUACCUAUGUGUAAAUGAUCAAUUCUAUACUUUUACAUGCUUAUGAUGUGUGAUUUAAAUGAGGAAUAUAUGAAAUUCAGGUAUUCUGUGCUCCUGUAUAAAGCACAUAUUUAGCAAGUGUGCAAAAGCAGAAUUUGAAAGACAGAAAGUGUGUUUUUUAUAUGAAUGAAUGAUGUAUUUUGUUUUUUUUCUUCUUAAAUUAUCUUUUUGUCAUUUUAAUAUACACAUCUUUUCCUGUUAUUGAGUAAUUUUAAUAAACAUGACAAGCAA